CAAGAAACUAGGAACAGAGUCAAGAGAUUUGGUUUGGAACUGGACCCUAAAUUACACCCGCGCAGGGAUUUGUGGGAGUGAUUCAUACAGCGAUGACGUAGCCAUGCACAACCGGUCAGUAUGGUAUUUCCUUAUAGCUAGCUUUUUCAAAACAAUCUGAGAGGACAAUGUUUCGUGUGUAGCUCGAUCUGGCUAUGGUCGCAAAUGGAAAUCGAACGGUCUGAGUGGCCAGCGGCUCAAUGUAGUUAGUAGCUAAUACAGCUAGCAGAGUGUGUUGAUGUUGCUCUCGCCAGUAUUCUGUCCAGUAGAUCCCCACCGCUCUUUCGUCACUACAGGAUGCUCAAGCUGUUCGGAGCGCUAGUUCUUGUGGGACUAGCACUGGCGUGCUUAGCUUCCUGGGUGCUGGAGAGCUAUGACACCUCCUGGCACCCCAAACGGAGUGUUCCUCAGUUCAACGCCGGGGAUGGAGAGGAGGCUAGGACAUGUCUUCCUCCGUAUCCCGGCGGCGAAUUGGAUAACAUAUUCUGGUUCGUGCAGGUGUCUGACAUUCAUAUCAGUCGAUUCCAUGACAAAAAACGAAUUUAUGACUUUGAGAAGUUCUGCACUAAUACCGUUGAAGUGAUCCAACCUGCUCUUGUGCUCGCAACGGGAGACCUGACGGAUGCGAAGACCGAGAGCAAGGUGGGCUCCCUGCAGCAUGAGGUGGAGUGGCAGGCCUAUCACGACAUCCUGAAGAGGUCUCGGGUGCUGGAACGCACAAAAUGGAUUGACAUCCGCGGAAACCAUGAUGCCUUCAAUAUUAUUUCCUUGGAUAGUGUCAACAACUACUACAGGAAAUACUCAGCCAAUCAGAAAGUUGGCUCCUUUCACUAUGUCCACAAGACUCCCUUCGGCAACUACUCCUUCAUCUGUGCUGAUGCAACCAUCACCCCCGGACCCAAGCGGCCGUACAACUUCUAUGGCAUUCUCAACCAGACUCAGAUGGACCUGUUGGCAUCCUUCAGGACUGAGAGCCACAGCAGCAACCAGACCAUCUGGUUUGGCCACUACACCACUUCAACGGUCAUCUCCCCCUUUCCAGGGCUGAGAGGCGUGAUGAGCUCGGCUGUAGCGUACCUGUGUGGUCACCUACACACUCUGGGCGGCCUGAUGCCUGUACUACACAGCAGACACCCCGAGGGCACCCUGGAACUCGAGCUAGGUGACUGGAUGGACAAUCGCAGGUACAGAGUGCUGGCGUUUGACCACGACCUGCUGAGUUUCAUGGACCUAAAGUUUCAGCAGUGGCCUGCAGUACUCAUCACCAACCCCAAGGAGGCGCAGUACCUCCAUCCUGGAGUGGAGCCACUGGGGAGAAUACAAAGCUCUACCCACAUCAGGAUCCUGGCCUUCUCUGAUGCCCCGGUCACAGCAGUUCACGUCAGCGUGGACGGGGUGGAGAUGGGUGAAGGCCAGUCUGCUGGAGGUCCUCUGUAUGUGGUGCCAUGGGAACCCUCGCUCUACCUCGCUGGGCUGCACACUGUCACUGUCAAAGUGAAGGACGCGGUGGGGCGGUCGACUUUCCGAGAACAGCUCUUCACCCUGGAAGAGGACCUCUCCCCCAGCUUUGGUUUCUUCCAGUCCUUCAUCCUGCUCACUGACCACUACAUUCUGGCCCGGGUAGCCUUUGUCGCCGGGAUGCUGCUGAAUAUUGGAGUGCUUGUGGCGUUCAGGUUCAUGCCUCUGCCCUCUGUCAGAGGGUCUUCAAGUCUGUCCUCUUGCGCCUGUCUGUCCCUGCACUUGGUCAGUAAAGCAGACACUUUCUACUACUCUCUACUGCUCUUCAACCUCUGCACUGCCUUAGGUCCCUGGUUCAUAGGAGAGUUGAUUGAUGGUCACAGUGGGGCUUGCUUUGCCUUCGGAGUGGUUAUCGACGGACACUUCCUCGAGGGAAGUCUCACUUAUGUUGUUGGGGUGGGGCAGCUGCUCUUCUUUAACAUGCCUCUCACCUGUUACCUGUGCUGGAGCCUUCACCUGCGUAGUCGUGGUAACUCCUUCCGCUCACACUUCUUGCGUCCGGGCUAUCGGUGGAAGACUCUGGGGGUGCAUACGGCCAUGUUGCUGCUGCUAGCCUGGCAGGGAUACUCUUGUUACUUCCUGCUGGAGACAUAUGGACCGCUGGCCUUCUUCCUGUCCCCAGUCCGCACGUGGGCAGUAGGGAUCGCCCUGCUAUUGGUCUAUCGCGCCUGGAAGGGCCCCGCCCCCUGUCUCCGUGACAACAGCAAGACAACCACAGCCUCUUGACAGUUGUACUUAUUUUCUUGAUUUUCUUUCCACUGGGGGAUUCUCUUAGUUAUGCAAACUACAUUGGCUCUACUUUUCUAUCCCAUAUUUCAAACUACUCUUUUGUGCAAAGUUGUUUCUCGCUCUCCCUUCAAAGCUACUUUCCCCUCAUCCUAUUUCCCACAUUUUUAAACCGUUUAAUAGUUUCAUAUGCAUGUUAGUGUAUUGCAUGUGUAGACCACACCCCUAUACACAGUCAGCGCAAUGAAGGUGUUCGUACAGUGAAGACACUAGUUCAGUAUAUAUUGUGGAUAGAAUUGAUUGUUCAGCCAAUGACUGCUGUUCCUCAAAGCUGAUUGAAGAGUCUCUCACCGCUGUAUUCUGCUGUGGUAAACGUAUGUAUUAGUUGUCCACUUGAGACUUGAUUUGUAGCGGUUAUUCAAUUCAAAGUGUUGCCUCGGCCAACUGCCACAUCACCACUGCCAGAGGAUACAUAGUCAGUCCUGCUCUGGCAGGUUUUGUAUUUGGUUAUUGCAAACUAGUUAUAUUUUUACAUAGGUAUAGCAGACCAAUCACCCACCGGAGGUAGUUUUAAUUUUUAUUUUGAGCUCUGAGAAUCUGGCUUAAGAUAACAGC
Messenger RNA from Oncorhynchus mykiss (rainbow trout), 2898 nucleotides. Lineage: Eukaryota; Metazoa; Chordata; Actinopteri; Salmoniformes; Salmonidae. The record is from RefSeq and is a predicted model, not a curated record.